AAAUAUUCGAAUUGCAAUUUCACUAUUGCAUUAAAUCUGUGAUAUUUAUAUGGUGGGUAUGAUACCCACGACGAACUUAUCCAAAUUUUAAAAAUUCAAAAUAAAAGUUUUCUUAUCCUACCACCCCUAUCAGUAAAAUAUCAGGGGAAUAAAAAUAUUUCUGACUUGAUGUCUCAUUGACGUAAACGGUGAGCUAUCAGCUAUCUCAUUCUUAUAUUUGUUAUUUACACAGAAGGAAUAAGUACCUAAAAUAAAUCAACAAAGAGUAAAUCAAAGUAAUAAUUGAUAUCAAGCGGCAAUCCAUAAAUUUACCAGGUAUUUGUAAAUUAUAUGUGAAUUUAUUCAAGUGAUUCUAGAAAUAAAGAAAUAUGUUGUUGUGUGACACAUGAAAUAACAUCAGUUUGUAAUGCAUUUUUGUCGGAAAAUGGCUGCCCUUGUUGUACAAUCUCGUUUUGCCGGUCUCAAAAUAGAAGAUGACGAUCAUCCAGCUAUCGAUGAUCAUAAAUCGAAGAAAAAUAAAACAAAUUCAGUUAAGAAAUUAGAGCCUCCAAAGAAACCAAAAACCAUUAAUACAAAAUCACAGGCAGUUACGAAGAAGCGUAAGCACAAGCUGGUUGAAGCUACAACUGAGCAAUGGGAAAUGUGGAAGCAAAAGGACGAAGAAAUUGUUGAUGGAAACUAUGAAAAUCAACUUCAAGAGGCAAUUCUUCUUUCUAAACUUGAUUAUGAAGAGAAGAAGGAUGUGUAUAAGCAAUUUAAAAAAGAAGCAGAUCAGGUAAAGAAAUUGGAAGAUCCUUCACGAACAGGAAACAAGAAACAAAAAAAGAAAAAUGUCAUGAGCCUGGAGCAGUUUAAUGAGAUGUUGUCAAAUAAUGACGAACCAAACGUCAUAAAUGUAACAUCAAAAAGUCCAACUGAAGAACAGAAACCACAUGAUAAAGAUACGAAAUUUUUUGAUAGAGUACAAGAUGAAGCAAAGAAUGAGAUAUUGAAAGAAAAAAUCAUAGCAAGGGUACGACACCAAACAGUCCCUGAUGAAGUCAUCACACGGAUACAGUUUGCAGAAGCUCUAGAGCGGAAAGAUAAAGAAAUAUCAGCCUUAAUGCAAGAAGUUAAGAGUUUGAAAGAGGAACUAUUAACAGUAAAGUCUCGGAAUAAAAAGUUAUGUAAUAUACUUGGUCAGGGUGAAAUGAAAGACAAGGCUGAGGUAUUGGUUGAGGUAGAGAGACUUAGAGCUGUCCAGGCAGAAUUAACGGCAGAGCUUGCUUCUUUACAUACUGACCUAGAAAAAGAACGGUCUAAGCAUGCAGAUCCGAGAGCUAAAGACAAGAAGAAAAGAGGGGCUACUGCAGAUAAGGACAAAUAGCGUUCAAAGUUGUUUGGUCCAUUUUAAGCCUAGAUGUUACUUGGUACUAUAUAUUUGUCUCUAAGUGUCCAUAUUUUAUUUAAAUGGUCAAUUUUAUAUUAAAAUAUACGUAGAUGUUUCAUUUAUCUAUAACUGGAAAAUGAGUUCUGUGACGAUAGUUAUUAGGUCAAUAUUAAGUUGUAAUUUGUUGUAUAUUGUAUCCUUAAAUAAUAUUUGAUUUACAUUUGGUAUCCAACUGUAACAUCUUGAUGGAAUGUUAAACAUGACCAAGAUAUUGAAAUUUAUACGUUGACCAACAAUCGUUUUCUUAACACUAAUGUUAAGAAGUAAAGAUGAAUAGAUAUAUUUCAUAAGAAAUCUGUACCUCCUGUGACAAGUGAUCGUCAUCUCUCUGCCCUUAUCCCACUUAUACACACGUAGGGUCGGCACAACAUGUUUUUCUCUUCCAUUCCUCUAUUAUUCGUCACUUCAGCUCUUACUUCUUUCUUUAUGACAAGUGAUACACGCCCUAAUCUUCAUUUUACAGGAGAGCAAAAACAAGAUUUGAAUUGUUUAAGUAGGCUAGGUUCAACUGGAGUAUCUAAAUUUGAAAAGUAAAACAUUCUCUUGCAAUAUACAUUUAAGUUUUUUUUUUUUGAUAAAUAUUUAAUUUGAAAAGUAAUUUACGAAAAACUUGCUUUGUAUCGCUUUUUACAAUAAUUAAGUGCUAAAAUUAUGUCAUAAUUAAUGAUACUUGUACAAUUAAAUUACUUUACACGUA
Messenger RNA from Melitaea cinxia (Glanville fritillary), 2126 nucleotides. RefSeq names its product G kinase-anchoring protein 1-like. Gene Ontology annotation, cellular component: Golgi apparatus. NCBI's taxonomy places the organism in Eukaryota, Metazoa, Arthropoda, Insecta, Lepidoptera, Nymphalidae. The transcript is spliced from 6 exons. The record is from RefSeq and is a predicted model, not a curated record. The coding region runs from base 407 to 1366 and encodes 319 amino acids. Gene Ontology annotation, biological process: signal transduction.